Messenger RNA from Purpureocillium lilacinum, 879 nucleotides. RefSeq lists its product as uncharacterized. Lineage: Eukaryota; Fungi; Ascomycota; Sordariomycetes; Hypocreales; Ophiocordycipitaceae. The record is from RefSeq and is a predicted model, not a curated record.
AUGGUCAAGCUGGAGGGCCCCAACACGCCUGGGCGCGUGGUUCCCAUGCGCGUCAUCGUCUGCGGCCUCCACCGGACGGGCACCAUGAGCAUGCGCCUGGCCCUCCGGCAGCUGGGCUUCCACGACUGCUACCACAUGGCCACCGUCUUCGAGAACAUAUACGACGACCCGCAGCAGUGGGUGCGUGCCUACGAGGCCAAGUAUCUUGGCAAGGGGUCCUUUGACAAGGGCGACUGGGACCGCCUGCUGGGCUACUCGCAGGCAUGCUGCGACAUGCCCGUCGCCCUCUUCAGCUGCGAGCUGGCCCAGCUGUACCCGGACGCAAAGGUGGUGAUUCUUAACCGCGAGCCGGAGAAGUGGUACGAGAGCGUGCUCGAGACGGUCCAGGGGGCGGUCCGCCCCACGGGCUUCUUCAACGUGCUGCAGCGCAUCUACAUCUUCCUGCUGGACCCGGGAAUGCGCAACUGGAUCCGCUUCACCAAGGUCAUGGCGUCGCUCGGCAUGCCCUACGACCACGUCACCGAGCACGACAAGGCCAUCGCGUGGUUCAACGACCGCUACGCCGAGUUCCGCGCCGGGAUCCCCGCCGAGCGCCGCAUCGAGUUCUCCGUCAAGGACGGGUGGGCGCCGCUGUGCGAGCACCUCGGCGUGCCGGUGCCGCAGGUUCGCGACGACAAGACGGGCCAGCUCGUCGAGGCGCCGUUCCCGCACGCCAACGACCGCGCCUCCUUUGCCGUCUCGUCCAAGCGCAUGAGCUCCGAGGCCGUGCAGCGCGCCAACACGAACCUCGUCAACACGCUCGGCAGGGUCUGUCUCGUGGGCUGCCUGGGCUACGGCAGCUUCCUGGCCUGGAAGACGCGUCUGGGGGGCCGUCUGUGA